Carassius gibelio (silver crucian carp) is the source of this 1590-nucleotide messenger RNA. RefSeq lists its product as uncharacterized. Lineage: Eukaryota; Metazoa; Chordata; Actinopteri; Cypriniformes; Cyprinidae. The record is from RefSeq and is a predicted model, not a curated record. Bases 18 to 647 code for a protein of 209 amino acids. The transcript has 3 exons.
CAGAAACUUGAUUCAAGAUGUCUAAAGAACUACAGAUGAGCCAUCAAGGACAUGGUGGAAAUGAUGAAGACUGUGCUAUCCCCUCUACCAAACAUUUCCACCAUGGAGAUGACGAAACUGAUGAAGAGAACGCUGACAUAAAGGAAAUCGACGAGGCUCCCAUAAAAAUUUCAAAAGCACAAGAUACGUCAGCUAGUGCUUCAAGCGAAAUCUUAAGCCUGAUUGACACAAUUGACCGGAAAGCAAGAACCAAUGCAGACGGCGGUUAUGCUAAACAAGGCUUUUAUGCAUCAGGUUUUGAAAACGAACCAGGAAAGAGGAUUCCCAAGGCUGGAUACCAUGCAGAAGCAGGAGUUGGACGAGCUCGUGCUGAAUACAGUGUAUUCGAGGCAGAAGCCAAAGGCCCAAACGCCUCAGCUGGUGCAGAAGCCAGUUUGGGUGGAGUCGGAGCAAUGGCUCGGGCUGAAAUCGCCAGUGCAUCAGCUAAAGCCGGUCCAGUUGGUGUGAAAGUGGGACUAGGCUUUGACACGGGUGCAUCUAUUGGUGUGGAUGGGGUAGAGGCCAAAUUCCUAGGAACUGGAAUCACAAUUGGUCCAAAAACCAGUAUAUCUGUUCUGGGCUCAGAAGCAUCAUGUUCAGUCAUGUAAUCACAGAGACCUAUUAUUAUUAGGGCCGGGACUCGAUUAAAAAAAUUAAUCUAAUUAAUUAGAGGCUUUGUAAUUAAUUAAUCGAAAUUAAUCGCACUUUAAUCGCAUAUAAAUAUUUGACCUGAGAACAGUGAGAAGUAAUUUUUUUCACAUGGAUUUAUAGUAUACCAUUGAAUAAUGACUGAAUACAUAAGUUUAAGCAACAAAAUAUUGUUUAUUUUUGUUCAACCAAGUCUAGCAGACCAGUGCAAUUUUUGCCAUGAAGUGUAGCAAUAGCAUAUUUAGAAACAAUUUAGAAAUAUUACAUUUCAGAAAUUCAGGAAGCUUAUAGGUGCUGGAACCUUCUGUAAAGUGUUUUUUAAGUAAAACACAAUAAUGUCAAUUACAUUCAGAACAUUGGAAACACUGACUAUUAGAAAACAUCUCUCUGUUGCUUCAGAGGCCAUAACAUACUAAGUCCAACUCUCAAUAACCUUGGCCAAAACAAUAAAGAGUUCAACAUAAACUGUUGCACCAACAAAAUAAUACAUAGUUCAACAUAAAGUGUAAAAUCCACGCUAGCUGCUAUAUGUUUUGCGUUGAGGUGAUACUUGAGGCUCGAUGUGCUGCAGUAUUAUGCGAACGCUAGUUGGUGCUCCAGUAUAAUCGGUCCGCCGAAACUCAUCCAGUGAGAAACGUUCCGUGGUGCAAAAAUAAGUUAUUAAAAAUGCGGGAAUUUUGUUUUCUGUAAUUAAUUAAUCUUAGUUAACGCGUUAUUUUUUGUGUAAUCAAUUAAUCUCAAUUAACGUGUUAAAGUCCCGGCCCUAAUUAUUAUUAUUAUUAUUAAUAAUCUUUAAUCAGUUUUAAUGCAGAAUUAGUAUUGUUAUCGAGUUAUAAAUACACAGAAUUAUUAUACAUUAUACAUACCAAGGUAAUUUGUAAUUUUUUCAUGUUCAAAAAUAAA